CAGCAACGUUACAAAGUACACAUGUUCGAUGUAGCAAAAAACUUGUUCGGCUCGUCGAGCCAAUAGAGCAGAAAGUGUUUAUAUGUCUUUUUAAAAGAGAAAGCGAAUAAACAAAUAGGAAUUGACCCAAAUAUUUCAACUAUAUAUAAAAGGGUAGCCUUAUUGCCAAAACAAAUUUUAGGGUCCAAAACAGAUUUUGUGUCGUUUACCUAAUAUACCCUCAACUACCUCGAAAAUCCAACUCUGUACUCUCCCUUCUUUUAUCCGUAUUCUCCAGAUUUUUCUGUACAACACCCACCGUUCGAUCGUCUCUACCAAUUCUCCUUUAAAAUUUUUUUUUCCGAAUGCAUUGAAAACUAGGAACGCCGCUUUGAGUUGGAAAGGGAUAACAACUAUUUUGAUUGUGAUUUUGAUGAUUUUGUGGGGUGAAGAAGAGACAAUAAUUGGAUGAGAGUUGAGGGUGGGUGGUUAAAUAGUUCAGGGAGAGCAAGAGUUCUUUGACUGCUGUAGAGUGAAGAAUCAGCUUAACGGAACGGAGGUGGUGGUGGUGGAUUUGGGAAGAAGAGCCGGGAGGCAGGGAGAGGAAGUAUUUGAGGGUGAUGGUAAAGCAACAACCAUGGAUGUAUCAUCCAUCAUCGUAGGUGGAGGAAGGGUAAUAAAAGUAAAGGCGAAGGCCAAGGCGAGGUGGAGGACGAAGUAUCGAGAGGACAAACGAAGCGGAGACUGUACCUCUUUGCUUCCCUUUUUUAAGCAAUUGUGUUAUCCCUAACAGAGAAAUUUGAGAAAAAUUGGCCUCUUUUUCUGUCAUUUUUAUUAAUUUCUUCAAAGUUAAAGAAUUUGAGAGGAGAAAAAAUAGAUGAUGUGUUCUUGGAAAUUUGACACAAUGGGAAACUUUUGAAGGCAUUGAAUUCCAGAUUCCGGCGUGAAUGGGGGGGGAGAGGCAAAACGGAAGCCCUUAAUUAGUAGGGGUAUAUUAGGUAGACAACAUUAAACUGUUUUGGCCCUCUAAAAUUGUUUUGGCAAUAAGGCCACCCUUUUCUUUUCAGAUAGUUUUAUUACUGUAUGUCUCUACUCUCUCCCUCUCCUCAACUAUUCUCUUCUUCUCUCGAUUCAGCCACAUCUCACCAUUAGUCCAUCUCAAAUCCGCUCCUCUUUUUUUUUUUUUAAAUCCAAUUUUAGAGCAGUUAAUUUUAUAACUUUUACAUGAAGAAUUAGUAAAAGUUUGUGCGUUUACCUUCAAAAUCAAAAGGUUGGAAUUAGAUCUGCUGGGGUUGAGUCCCCUUACUCCAUCCCCUUCGUUAUUGUUUUAAAUCUUCUUUGAAUUUGAUUCGUUGUUGGAACCUUCACCAUCUGAAGAUUUGAAGAAUUCUCAAGCUGUAAUGGUCGAUUUAGUUAUAAAUGUUAGAUUGAUGGAUUCUGACAGCAAGAAGUUUGGAAGAGGUCCGAGAGAGUUGACAGGCGCUGUCGACCUUUUAAGUUAUUACAAACUUUUGCCGCAGCAUGAGUAUUUCUGUAAGAAGUCACUUCCAGUGGCCAUUUCUGAUACGCACUAUCUUCACAAUGUGGUGGGAGAUACAGAAAUCAGGAAAGGUGAAGGAAUGCAAUUGGAUCAACUGAUCCAAGAUGGUUCACUUUCAAGAGAGACAAAUGCACGGAUACAGCCUUUUGAUUUAGAUGUUCUCAGAGAAGCCUUCCAGUUCAGGGAAACGGCUCCAGUUGACCUACCUUCUUCGGAGAAGGGUAUUCCUACAAUAGCUGGAAAGUCUAAAAGUGAGUCUAAAGACAAGGAUAAGAAGCAUAAAAAACAUAAAGACAAGGAUAAGGAAAAGGACAAGGAGCAUAAAAAGCACAAACAUCGGCAUAAAGAUCGAAGCAAAGAUAAAGACAAGGAGAAAAAGAAAGAUAAAAGUGGCCAUCAUGACUCAGGUGCUGAGCAUUCAAAGAAACAUCAUGAGAAGAAAAGGAAGCAUGAUGGAGAUGAAGAUAUUAAUGACAUACACAAGCACAAGAAAAGUAAGCAUAAGAGCUCAAAGAUUGAUGAGAUGGGUGCAAUAAGGGUUGCAGGCUGA
Molecule: messenger RNA, 2069 nt
Organism: Oldenlandia corymbosa var. corymbosa
Lineage: Eukaryota; Viridiplantae; Streptophyta; Magnoliopsida; Gentianales; Rubiaceae
Source: the annotation of a GenBank genome assembly